Suillus subalutaceus is the source of this 531-nucleotide messenger RNA. RefSeq lists its product as uncharacterized. The record is from RefSeq and is a predicted model, not a curated record. NCBI's taxonomy places the organism in Eukaryota, Fungi, Basidiomycota, Agaricomycetes, Boletales, Suillaceae. Bases 75 to 359 code for a protein of 94 amino acids. The transcript has a single exon.
GUCCGUGACAGAAGGUGACGGGAGAUAACAACAUCGCCGAGGGAGUGGCCGACACAUUAGAGGCACGAGAAGUGAUGGACGAGUUGUCAAGGACGCAUUACGCAACUCCACUGGCGGCCUUUGCUUUUGACGGUGCAAUAAUCGGGCCAGGAGGAUACGGUCGACACCUCAAAGGCGCUCUAGUGCAGGUGCACUUCACACUAAGACAUCCCAAGGGCAAAAGAAUGAACACGUUCAGAGCCAAAAUCACAGCCAUAAGAGUGCUAGCACCACCCCCACGAAUCAUGGAAGGAAACCCGCUGAUGUAUAGUACGAACGAACGACAGAGGGAAUUAAUGAUGGUACAGGAAUUGAACUGAAGGUGGGAGGAAGGACGGUUGGUGAUUAGGGAUAUAUCUCACAAUGCAAACAUGGGAUACAGGAUCAAGUAGACAAGCAGAUCAGAUUGGUCAGGGUAGUUAUAGGAAUAGGCACUGCUGGCAAAGCGUCGGGAAGGAGACUAGAUAUGAAUGCAGGAUUGAUGCCGACUCG